CUUGGGAAUGACCAGGCUGGUGUGUUGUAGCCUGUUGCCCCAGGAGGGGCCUACCUGGGGUCUUAGGUGUGGGCUGAAGGAGCCAGAGGCAGCUUCUGGUGUGGGGCAGAGCUUCCUGCGUUUAAUUUCAGGAGACCUGGUGAUGGUUUUGUGUGGCCCGUGCUCUGCUUUGCAAACACUUCCAGGAUUUUCCAUCUAGGGAGAUGGAGGAGAAAGUGGAAACGUUGACUGAGAACAGUUAAACUUCUGUCCAUUUGAACCUUUUUGUUUAUUCAAAUCAUGCCCAAACUAGAUGGUUUUGAUCCAUCUACAGAUAAGAGAUGCUCUGGAAGAGGAAGGAGUGACGGGAAGUGGCAUUUCGCCUUUUUUUGAAUGAAGAAAGUGGAGGAGAAAAACAUUUUUUGAUGAGAGAGACAUCUGGGAGGGUGACAGGGCCAGUAGUGGAUUUGUGCUAGGAUCAGGGGGCAAUGCCCUCCAUGUUCUCCUGGAAUGCUCCCACUGGCACCCCCACCAUCCCGGCAUCCCUCUGGGCGGUGUCUGAGCCAACUGCAGGUGCUGCUGAGCCCUGAUCCUCUUAGGGCCCCGCUCAUCCGGCGACCAGGUGUGCAGAGCAAAGGCGACCUUGUACCUGCGGGCAGGAGGGCUCUGCCUGCCUGGCUGCCACCAACCAGCCUUGCUGUGCCAGCCUUCUCUGCAUCCUGGCAAAGCAGCUCCUCCCUUGGUCCUGCGGGACAGCCGUGUCCCAUGGGAGCAUCCCGAGGGCAGGGGGCACAAACCUGCCUUACAGGACCAGUUGAGCGGAUUUAUGGAAGGCGUUGAAGCGCUUCGGAGCUUUACCUUCGCCGCAGGAGCGUUUUGGGGCCGAGCUGCCGAGCGUCCCGCCGUGCCUGCCGGCGGGCUUUGAAGUGGAGCCGGGAAUAUAAAUAGCUGGAUGGCGCGGCGCGAUGGGCGCAAAGCUGCUAGCAAGUACAACUCCCAGUACCACAAGCUGUUCAAGGACAUCCCGACGGAGGAGAGCGUGCUGAAAGUUUGCUCCUGCGCGCUCCAGAGAGACAUCCUCAUCCAGGGAAGGCUUUACAUCUCCCCCAACUGGCUCUGCUUCUACGCAAACCUUUUUGGGAAGGACAUUAAGGUGGUGAUCCCAGUGGUGUCUGUACAGCUGAUAAAGAAGCACAAGACGGCUCGGCUGCUGCCCAACGGCCUGGCCAUCACCACCACUGCCAGCAGAAAGUACAUCUUCGUAUCCCUCAUCUCUCGUGACAGCGUCUAUGAUGUCCUGAGGAGAGUCUGCACCCACCUGCAGGUUUCCAGUAAGAAGAGCUUGAGUCUGAAGGAGCUGUCGGAGGAGCCGGACUCUGUGUCACUGGAGGUGAUCGUCCCCGAAGGCAAGUGGAGGAAGGUGUCACCUACCUCACUGUCACUGUCACUGCCAGAUGCCAACUACCAGUGCAUCCACCGGACCUCUGUCAGCAGCCUGAGCACCAAGGAGAGCUCCUUCACCUCUGAGGAGCCACUGGUUUCAGAAAGUGCAAUAAAUACCGAGGAGGAGCUGGAGGUGGAGCAGAGCUGCGUGGCAGAGCUGAGACCCUCUGACUACCAGCUCCUGAAGAUCUUCAUCGUGCUCAUCUGUCUCCUGGUCGUGUCCUCCUCGUACCUGGCAUUCCGCAUCUUCCGUCUGGAGCAGCAGCUCUGCUCUCUGAACCGGGAUUACCUCUCCCGUGGGCACAGGAGGUGACCGUUCCCCAGGUGCUGGCUGAGGAUGGACGCUGAGGUGGUGGCACCCUGCCCACGGAUCCCGGUGCUGUGUCCUCCCAACCGUGGCUGUUACAUUUGAUCCAGCUUUCCCUCGGCUGGUAAAAUGGGACCAAGUAUUUUCUCUCUUCUUUGGGCACUUGCUCCUGAUGGGACUUUCCAGCCAGGUUCUGGCCACCAGUGCCAACUCCCCAUCCCACUGGAAACCUGUUUUCUCCCGGGGACACUGCUGUGCUGUAGCACCGGACAAUGGCUCGGGGCUGCCAAGCACUUGGACCUUCCUUUAGGACUUGCUGCUGAGGUGGAGGCUGGUUUUUAUUUCAGGCUUGGUUUUUUCUUGCUAAAAGAUGACCUUGGGCUCACCAGAAACCCCCAGAAACGUGGAUGAGUUGCCGCUGCUGCUCUGGGAGAACCCAUCUGUUUGUCCCUCAGUAUCCCUGGGAAUGUCCCUGGAGGAAUGGCCCUGAACACAGGGAUCUGUGAGGAUGGGGAGAAAGGGCCCACUAGCCUGUGGGGUGUCAUUUAUCACACACACAAGGGUGGGCGUACAAGGCAGGGCUCCCCAGCCCUUCUCUCCUGAGCACCGGGCUCAGAGAGGGGGGUGUGUGUGUGCAUCCCUUGCAAAGCACUUUAAGGUCCCCCAGACCAGGUGUCCUCGCUGGGGUUCACACCUGGCACAGAUGAACUUUGUUAGUCCUGCUCACCCCCUGAGGACGCUGGAAAGGAGCCCACGGCUGGCACUGGGGAAUGUCCCGGAGUGCAGCAUCUGUGCCCUAGUUCCUGUUAACCUUGUCACCGCAUGGAGCUGAGUGCUGCAGGAUCUGUCUCACAGGAUUUGUCCCUCAGCCCCCUGGGAGCACCCUGGGGUGACAGGUGGUACAGGUGUGAUUCCUUUCUUUCCUGUUUUUUUGGGAACUACAAGUGCUGACGGGGCCAAAUCCCGGCGCCCUGGGGAAGAGCUCACUGCUCGCUCCGGGCUUGGAAUGGCUUUUAAAUGGAAUUACAAUAAACCCAGGAUUUUCUAGCA
This is a messenger RNA of Motacilla alba alba, 2779 nucleotides long. It is a transcript of the gene GRAMD2A, whose product is annotated as GRAM domain containing 2A. Gene Ontology annotation, cellular component: endoplasmic reticulum membrane; organelle membrane contact site; extrinsic component of cytoplasmic side of plasma membrane. Bases 932 to 1735 code for a protein of 267 amino acids. The transcript has 10 exons. Lineage: Eukaryota; Metazoa; Chordata; Aves; Passeriformes; Motacillidae. Gene Ontology annotation, biological process: regulation of store-operated calcium entry. Gene Ontology annotation, molecular function: phosphatidylinositol-4,5-bisphosphate binding. The record is from RefSeq and is a predicted model, not a curated record.